Messenger RNA from Trichomonas vaginalis G3, 1086 nucleotides. RefSeq lists its product as uncharacterized. Bases 1 to 1086 code for a protein of 361 amino acids. The record is from RefSeq and is a predicted model, not a curated record. The transcript has a single exon. NCBI's taxonomy places the organism in Eukaryota, Parabasalia, Trichomonadida, Trichomonadidae.
AUGAACGAUCAGGAGCAGCAUUUCGAUGAAGUAUUUCCAAGCGGUGUUGUUAUGAGAUCGGGCUUGACCGACCGAAUUGUCAACUCCAAUAUUUGCAACUUAGGAAUCAAUUCAGCAAUUUGGAAAUUUUUACUUUAUAUCUGUGGCCAAAGCGAAGAUUCAGUUCUCACAGAAGAAAACUGGAUCAACAUAGUCAAAGAAAAAAGAAAUCUUUAUCAACAAUAUCAAGAAGAAUUCAAGGAAGUUCCAAAAGAAUCUUAUCAACAAAUUAUAGAAGCUGCAGAAAGAGAUAACGAGCGCAAUAGAGGAGAACUUACUACACAAGAACAACUUGACAUGGCAAAUAUGAUGAUAUAUAUGUAUUUUCACAAACAUAAUUUAACUAUUGAUGAUUACUUCCAAGAAUUUGCAAUCUAUGCAGCUGAAUUAGUUUACAUAUACUCUAAAGAAAUGACUACUACACCAGAUCCCGAAAAUCCUAAUGGAUAUCAAAUAAUUUUCGAUAAAAAUUUCAUUGAAGCAGAUGUUUAUUGGUCUUUUGAAGCAGAACUUAAAGUUCUUGCUCCACUCUGUGAUCAACGUGAUAAUAGAAACGUUAUUAACGCCUUUACAGACAAAAUUUAUCAAUCUGUUACAGACAAAGCUUCAGGAGUAGCAUUAGAGAGAAUUAAAGACCUUGAAAUGGAUGUCGGCUCUUAUUUCUUGAAAAUUUGGAUAAGAAAUCUUUUUGGCAAUAUCUUCGAGAAUCCAGAGGAAGUUUAUACCUUUAUUUUUGCUAGCUUCCCUAAGACAGACUUUAUUUCAAACCUCGCAUGGAUUUGCUUCCACGAAGGUUUAUUUCACCCAGAUGUUGAAAAAAAUAUUCGUGAAAUACUCCUUAAGAGCAAAUUCGAUCCAUUGCUACUUAGAAGAGCAUUUAAGAAGACAAUGCCAAAUCAAUACGGAAAUAUAAGCAAAGAUUUGGGAGCAUUUUUGUCUUCUAUCACUGAAAGUAUUGAAACACAAUACAGAGAAGUCAUUGUUAAGAAUUUGAAAGCACUUAACAACGCAAUUCUUUCAUUUAGCGGACUUGGUAAGAGAAACUAA